This is a messenger RNA of Durusdinium trenchii, 1581 nucleotides long. Lineage: Eukaryota; Dinophyceae; Suessiales; Symbiodiniaceae. The record is from the annotation of a GenBank genome assembly.
GUGCAUCCUUUUCCCACUCCUUGCGAUGCUCCUGGACGAUUUGUCCGAGAGUCCCCGUUUGGCACGCUUCUUCACCCGGAAGACCUCAGUGCCUCCGGAACUUCUUCGCUUGGAGGAUGACGAUGUGCAAGAAGAGAAGAGACGAGUGGCAGAGGUCGAUCCGCGAAAGCAGGUGAUGUAUGUGAAGGGUUUGCGAAAGGCCUACGGCAGCAUGCUCAGUUCCAAGGUGACACAUGCAGUUCGAGGAGUCACUUGGGCAGCUGAUCAGGGUAUGGUCUUUGGUCUCCUGGGUGUGAAUGGCGCGGGCAAGACGACCUCUUUCAAACUCAUGUCAGGUAUCUACACUCCAUCUGAGGGAGAAGUUCGAAUCCUCGGUAUCGAUAUGGUGGAAGAAACGAGCCGCGCACGGCGCCUCAUCGGCUACUGCCCGCAGUUUGACGCUCUCAUCCAUGUAAUGACGGUGGAAUCACAUUUGUAUCUCUAUGGCCGAAUGAAAGGCCUGGUUGGCCGCGACUUGCAGACAGCUGUGGAUGACAAAAUCAAUGAGAUGCAGUUAUCAAUGUAUCGCUAUCGCAGGGCGGGCACUCUGUCUGGAGGGAACAAGCGGAAGCUCUCGGUGGCCAUGGCAUUGAUUGGAGAACCUCCAGUGAUCUUUCUGGACGAGCCGAGCACAGGCAUGGAUCCAUUUGCCAGGCGCUUCAUGUGGUCUGUGAUCCAGGAUGUUGCAGAGAAGCGCAAACAGUCGGUGGUCGUGUUGACCACGCACUCCAUGGAAGAAGCCGAGGCACUGUGCAGCAGCAUCGCUAUCCAGGUGGAUGGACAGUUCCGAUGCCUUGGCUCUGCACAGCACUUGAAGUCCAAGUAUGGCAAAGGAUAUGAGGUGAGCGCCAAGUUCCGGGCGAUCGACCGAGAUGCCUUGUCACAACGAGCCAUGCAAAUGCUUCCUUCAGGUUGGGAACUCGACCGGAGUGGUUACACCAUGAUGUCCAAGAACCAGGCGAUCAAUGUUCUGGAUGAGAAGCUGGUGACUGCAGCUACACUGCCUUCGGGACCAAUACCAGAAGGGCAGCAGGAAGUGGCCGUGGAGGUUCUGGCUGAGUGGGUGAUCACACAACAGCACGUGGAAGAUCUGAAAGACUUCUUCUCGGAGCCGGGUGGCUUGGGAGACUUGAACCUGGGAGAGGUGCUGGUCCUUGAGAACCAUGGCUCUUCGUUGCGACUGCGACUCCCUUUGGCCGGAGAAGCACAGCUGCCGCAGCUCUUCGCCAUGCUGAGCAAGGAGAAAGCACGAUUUGGACUCAGUGACUUUGCCGUAUGCCAAUCCUCGUUGGAGCAAGUCUUCAAUGGUUUUGCUGCUGAAGCCGGUGGUCACCAGUGAGAUGUUUGCCGAAUUUUUGUGAAUUGUGAAGGAGAAGGUGGUUUGUGAUUGAGGGUCUUUGGCACCGGUGCGCCUGUAACUCGGCGCAGGCCUGUAUAUACGUGUGAGCCCAAAGUUGGCAACAUGCCGAUGUUUCGGCACAUUUCGCAAGGGAGGUAUACUCUAUUUUCGUGCUAUACUUACCCUGCGAGUCAAAGACUAUU